This is a messenger RNA of Ananas comosus (pineapple), 3944 nucleotides long. Its product is annotated as protein transport protein SEC31 homolog B. The transcript is spliced from 22 exons. NCBI's taxonomy places the organism in Eukaryota, Viridiplantae, Streptophyta, Magnoliopsida, Poales, Bromeliaceae. The record is from RefSeq and is a predicted model, not a curated record. Bases 180 to 3539 code for a protein of 1119 amino acids. Gene Ontology annotation, molecular function: protein binding; structural molecule activity. Gene Ontology annotation, biological process: endoplasmic reticulum organization; COPII-coated vesicle cargo loading; endoplasmic reticulum to Golgi vesicle-mediated transport. Gene Ontology annotation, cellular component: COPII vesicle coat; endoplasmic reticulum exit site.
AGAAAACGCAGAGCACCGCAGGCCGAUUCAAUCCACCCAUACUCUAUACUCUAUAGCAACAGCCAGGGCGAGUCAUUUUCGUCCAACUCUCUCCUCUCGCGAUCGACAGCCCCAUCUCCUCCGUUGCGAAAGCCGUGUACGGAUCGAAGAAACCCUAGAUCUGGGAUCGGGAUCUGCCGAUGGCGUGCAUCAAGAGCGCACAGCGGUCGGCGCUGGCGGCGUUCGCGCCGGACGCGCCGUACCUGGCGGCGGGCACGAUGGCGGGGGCGGUCGAUCUGUCCUUCAGCUCCUCCGCCAACCUCGAGAUCUUCAAGCUCGACUUCCAGUCCGACGCCCUCGAUCUCCCCCUCGUCGCCUCCUGCCCCAGCGCCGAGCGCUUCAACCGCCUCUCCUGGUCCAAGCCCGCCGCCUCCGCCGACUACUCCCUCGGCCUCGUCGCCGGCGGCCUCGGCGACGGCAGCAUCGGCCUCUGGAAUCCGCUCAAGCUUAUCAGUUCACAGGAUCAAGAAGGUGCUUUUGUCGCACGGCUGGAGAAGCACACCGGACCGGUGAGGGGUUUGGAGUUCAGCGUGCUUUCGCCGAACUUGCUCGCCUCGGGGGCUGAUGAAGGGGAGCUUUGCAUCUGGGAUCUGGCAAAUCCUCCUGAACCAAAUCUCUUUCCUUCCCUCAAGAGUGUUGGCUCCGGUUCUCAGACGGAAGUCUCUUUUGUAUCUUGGAAUCCCAAGUUCCAGCACAUACUUGCAUCCACUUCUUACAAUGGGAUGACUGUUGUUUGGGAUUUAAGACAACAGAAACCUGUGACGAGCUUUUCAGACUCGAAUAGAAGGAGAUGUUCUGUUCUGCAAUGGAAUCCUGAUAUUUCCACACAACUAAUUAUUGCAUCUGAUGAUGACAGUUCGCCUUCUCUAAGAGUUUGGGAUGUUAGGAAAACAAUAUCACCUUUAAGAGAAUUUGUGGGCCAUACAAAAGGUGUGAUUGCCAUGUCAUGGUGCCCUUAUGACAGUUCAUUUUUGCUUACAUGUGCUAAGGACAACAGAACUAUUUGCUGGGAUACAGUAAAUGGGGAGAUUGUAUCUGAACUGCCAGCAAGCACCAACUGGAAUUUUGAUGUUCACUGGUACCCAAAAAUACCAGGAGUCAUAUCAGCGUCUUCCUUUGAUGUGAAAAUCGGGAUUUACAAUAUUGAGGCUUGCAGCCAAUAUACAGCUGGAGAGGGAGGCUUUAGUGCUCCAGCACGAUUGAGAGCUCCAAAGUGGUUGAAAUGUCCGACGGGUGCGUCUUUUGGUUUUGGAGGCAAGUUUGUUUCAUUUCAUUCCAGUCCGUCAGCGCCAGGUGCACCAAAUUCUAGUUCCGAGGUUUAUGUGCAUAACUUAGUUACUGAACAUAAUUUGGUUAGCCGUUCAACUGAGUUUGAAGCUGUGAUACGAGAUGCAGAGAAAACUUCACUUCGUGCUUUGUGUGAUAGGAAGUCACAGGAAUCUCUAUCUGAGGAUGAAAGAGAAACUUGGGGCUUCUUGAAAGUUAUGUUUGAGGAAGAGGGUACAGCUCGGACGAAAUUACUUGUUCAUUUUGGUUUCAAUGUACCUGAGGAGGGAACCCAGAAUGCAUCUGAUGAUCUAAGUAAAAGUUUUGCUGAGACUCUUAGCUUAAAUAAUGGUACACUUGCUGAUGGGGCCGGUGAUCAGUUUGCGGUUGACAAUGGGGAAGAGUUCUUUAACAAUCCUCCAUCUUCUGAUGAUAGCUUCUUGACUGAAGAAAAGGACUCCAAUAACGGGAGGCAGAUUAAGAACGAGCCUGAAGAACAUCUGGUGACUUCUGAUCCUUCCAUUGAUGAUAGUAUCCAACGGGCAUUGGUUAUUGGAGACUAUAAAGGAGCAGUGAUGCAGUGUAUUGCUGCAAAUAGAAUGGCUGAUGCUCUGGUAAUUGCACAUGUUGGGGGGACCUCAUUGUGGGAAAUCACUCGCAAUCUGUAUCUUAAGAAUAGCAUCUCACCCUAUUUAAAGGUUGUUUCUGCAAUGGUGAAUAAUGAUCUUAUGGCCCUUGUCAGUACCAGGCCACUUAGCUCAUGGAAAGAAACUCUUGCUCUUCUUUGCACUUUCGCCCCAAGGGAGGAAUGGACUGUCCUUUGUGACACUCUCGCUUCAAGACUUAUGACUGUAGGAAAUACGCUUGCUGCAACUCUCUGCUAUAUCUGUGCUGGAAAUAUUGAGAAAACUGUAGAAAUUUGGUCUCGCAGCCUAAAGUCGGGAAGUGGAGGAAAGGCGUAUGUUGACCUUCUACAGGAUUUAAUGGAGAAGACUAUAAUCCUUACCCUAGCAACAGGACAUAAGAGAUUUAGUACACCCUUGUCUAAACUCGUGGAGAACUAUGCUGAAUUGCUGGCUAGUCAAGGGCUUCUUACAACUGCAAUGGAGUAUUUGAAGCUUUUGGGAUCAGAAGAAUCUUCCCAUGAGCUAGCAAUUUUAAGAGAUCGAAUUGCUCUUUCAACAGAUAGUGAUAAAUAUGCAGCCAAAAGUGUGGCCUACGAAAGCCCUGCAACCCAUACUGGAUCUUUUUACGGUGCAGAUCAAUCCAGUGUUGGUGUUGCUGACCACUCUCAACAAUAUUAUCAGACCCCACAGCAGCAGAAUGUUCCUGGUAGUCCCUAUGGGGACAACUACCAACAAUCGUUUAGCUCCUACGGAGGAUAUCAACCUGUUCAACAGGACCAGCAGUUCCAGGAAUAUAGCAAUCCUGCGCAGUUUCAACCUGCACAGCCCACCCAGAUGUUUAUCCCCUCGCAGAUGCAACAGCCCCCGCAGCCAACUUUUGUACCACCUCCUGCACCACAGCCUGCUGUAAAAACCUUUGUCCCUUCAAGCUUGCCCAGUCUCAAAAAUGCGGAUCAGUAUCAGCAACCCAGCUUGGGUGCUCAACUUUAUCCAGGAGUCACAAGUGCCACCUACCAACCUGGACCACCUGUAUCUGCUCCUCAUAGUGCUGGUGCAUCUCUAGCGGGACCUGUUCCUAGUCACAAGUUCCCACAAGCUGUUGCAACUAAUCCAGUAUCUAGAUUUAUGCCUGUUAGCAAUCAAGGGUUUCCUCAGAGACCCGGCUUGAGCCCUGCACAACCUUCUAGUCCGACUCAGCCAUCGCCGCAACAACCAGUCGCUGCCCCUCCCGCUCCUCCACCUACUGUGCAGACAGUAGAUACAUCAAAUGUGGCUGCUGAGCUGAGACCUGUUAUUGCUACGUUGACUAGACUGUAUGAUGAGACCUCAAAAGCUCUUGGUGGACCGCAAGCUAAUCCAGCUAAAAAGCGUGAAAUAGAGGAUAAUUCAAGGAAAAUCGGGUCAUUAUUUGCAAAACUUAACAGUGGGGACAUAUCUCCAAAUGCUGCAUCAAAGCUCAUUCAGCUGUGCAGUGCACUUGAUGCUGGGGAUUUUGCUGCUGCAAUGCAUCUCCAGGUGCUCUUGACGACGAGUGACUGGGACGAGUGCAACUUCUGGCUUGCGGCACUGAAGCGCAUGAUCAAGACAAGGCAGAGCUUAAGAUUAUAAGUUGCUAGCGCCGCCUCUCUGCUGUAUACAUUAUCCUGGCGUUUUCAGCAUAGAAAGUUUCUCCCUUCUAGUAGUUGAUAGGGUUUAUCUAUUAGGUUCUCAUUGACCUGUCUGCAGCAUUCUCUUCCACCGGGCUGCUGAAGACCCCUCGCCUUGCCAUAAAAUGUCUUUAGUUAUGAUCUGAGUGAACCAGUUCUCUUUGUUGGGUUGCUGAUUGUUUUUGAAAUUUGUUGUAAGUGAACAUUUAGUCUGUCCUGUGAAUUUCUACUAUAUCUUUCUCUCUUUGUUUUUUUUUUUCCUGUUUCCAUAGUUUUGAUAUUAAGCUAUUUUGUAGAACAGCAGGGUUGUCUCAAGAAAGAUUGAUCUCUUUGUUCGAAAUCUAUGUGAACAUGUUUUCAUGCUGCU